AGCUCUGCAAGCACCGCCACGUCUAGAAGGGUAGGGGGCAUCGACAACAACGUCAUGUCGAGCAGUGCGGAUCGCGGCCGCAUGCGGCGGGACAGGACGUUCGUCGGCAGCGAGUGCGCCGUCUGCGAGGAGCCAUUGGAGCACACGCUGCGCGGCGAGCGCAUCCUGCAGUUCUCCUGCUCUCAUGUCUCCCACGAAGCCUGCUUCUACGAGUUCAUCCGCGAGAUGGAGGCACAGUACUGCCCAACGUGCGAUGCACCCCUGCAUCUCGACUCCAGCCGCGGCGGCAAUGUCCUGGACAUCAACAAAAUCAGCAACAUGGUGCGCACUGCUGGCACCGAGUCAAGGGCUGGCACCGCUACGCCGGCGCCUACCUGGGAAGGCCAGGGAUCGUCCCACGUAGAUAAUAGCACACCGAGGCGACAGCAACAGCAACAACAGCAGCAGCAGCAGCAGCUGGCGCACACCCCAAGCGUUGGCAGAUCCAGCGUUGGCAGGUCGAGCGUUGGCAGAUCGAGCCAUCGCGAUAUCAGGGACUCUACCUCGGAGCGCUAUGCGUCUACGAGACAUACUCGCAACGACAGCACUGGCAUGGCCUCUUCAAACGGCUAUCCCGAGACUGCCCAGAGCGGCUCUCAAUGGCGCCACGACUAUGACAUUCAGACAAUGGAGGCAACGCCCAGCAGCCCCCGUGCCGCUACAAGAAACCCCAUCCCACCUCCUAUCGUCACCAUUCGUUCCGAGUUUCCCACCAUUAGCCGAUCUCGCCAGCAACAGACUCUCACCUGCCUCGUUACGGUCGAGGUUCCCGACAACAACUGGCGGCCAGACCCCGAGGAUAUCGGCUCGCCUGUGCAGUCGCAGUUGGCCAUCAACCCGGGCAUUACGGAGGCGGCCCCUCGCGCCAUAUCGCCUGCUCCGACGCCGACAUCCAGCGCUCCACGCUUUCACCCAUACGAGUCCGCCGAGGUUCUCGAGGAGAUGACGGAGAAUCUACGCAACCGCGUCGACAACUGGCACGGGCUGGAAUUUAGCCGCUUCGGGCAGCUGAGGCUGUGCGGUACACUGCGGGUGGGCAAGGACAAGGUGUCUUGGCAGGAACUCGAGUGCUAUCUCUUUUCAGAGAUGCUCAUCUGUGUCAAGGAGAAGAAGCUUCCGGCUCAGUGGGAUGAUGGCCAGCGAAAGCCAGCCACCCGCUGCACGCUUAAGGGGUCCAUCUUGAUCAAGAAGCACCUGAAUGACGUGACGGAGACGGGUGCCAUUGAUGAGAAUAUCCUGACGCUCAACCUCUCCGUGGCCGAACUGCCCCAGUUCCAUCUCAGAUUCGACAACCGGAAUCAACUGAAGCUGUGGAACCAAGCUCUCUUGGACUUGAAUGCGGUCGACUUUGCGCCCUCUGUUCGGAGCCCCGACAUGGACCGUGGCGAAAUGUCUGAAAACGACGAGGACCCCGACUGGAACCGCGUUGGCCGCCAGCGCGUAUCCUCCAUCGCCUCGUCCUGGGGCCACAAGUCCGCCGCGACUGCGAUGACCGAGUACACCAACGUGCCCAGCAAGGCGGCUCGCCUUCCGACCCCUGUUCACGUUCCGAUUGACGUUGUCGUUGUUGUCCCCAUUUCCUCGUCCAUGCAGGGGGUCAAGAUCAACCUCGUCCGCGACGCGCUGAAGUUCAUGGUCAGCACUCUCGGCGAGAGGGACCGCAUGGGCCUCGUCACGUUUGGCUCUGGGGGCGGCGGUGUGCCUAUUGUUGGUAUGACCACAAAGGCCUGGCCCGGUUGGUCCAACGUCCUGGGCUCGAUCAAGCCAGUUGGACAAAAGAGCCACCGCGCGGACGUGGUUGAAGGUGCCAACGUCGCGAUGGACCUGCUGAUGCAGCGAAAGCACAACAACCCUAUUGCCACCAUUUUGCUCAUUAGCGAUGCAUCGACGUCUGAUGCUGAUUCCGUGGACUUUGUCGUCUCUAGGGCAGAAGCUGCAAAGAUCACGAUUCACUCAUUCGGACUGGGAAUGACGCACAAGCCCGACACAAUGAUUGAGCUCUCGACAAGGACCAAGGCAUCUUACACAUAUGUUAAGGACUGGAUGAUGCUGCGGGAGUGCUUGGCUGGCUGCCUGGGCAGCAUGCAGACUCUGUCCCACCAAAACGUGAAGCUUAAGCUCAAGCUUCCCGAAGGGUCGCCUGCCAAGUUCCACAAGAUUAGCGGCGCUUUGCAAAUCACCAAGCGAGCCACAGGACGGGAUGCGGAAGCGUCACUCGGCGACCUGCGCUUCGGAGAUAAGCGUGACGUGCUGGUGCAGCUCGUGAUCCUCCCGGACACCUCUUCUCAGGAAACGCUUGCUCCGGACCCGUGGGACAACAUUGUCUCAGGGCUUGAGGCUCUUGGUGGCUCGGCGGAUACGGAUACCGAGAGGACUCUUUCGGUCGAGGAGGUACCCCUGAUCCAAGCUGACCUCACCUGGGGUGACAUCUUGCGGGAUGGCACCACUGCGCAGAUGCCCCGGCCAUCCCUGCUGGCCAUUACAAUGCUCCCAGCAAACCAUGGCCAGAAGAACAAGUGGCAGAACACGCCGCCCAUUCCGCCGCACCCAAGCGUUGUCCAGAGACGCAUGGAGCUGCUGACGUCGGACAUGCUCACGCGUGCGCUGACUCUUGUGAGCCGCGGUCAGCACGACCGCGCUCAUACGCUGCUGAACGAAACCCGCUCCAUCCUCAAAGGCCUUGGAAAGGGCGGCCUACCUCCUGUGCCCCCUAGCAAAUCGCUGCCCUCUACACCGCACCCGGGCAAUGACGGGUCUUCGGCAUCCGGAACGCCCGAUCGGAGGCGUAGCCCGUCGCCCAACUCGGCAGCCUCAUCCUCCGGCAACAACAUGCCUGGCUCUGCCCUUGGGCCUCCUCCUCCUCUGGGUCGAACGCGUUCCACAGAUGGGCUGGCGCUUGGCGCUGGCAUCGAUGCCACGACGGUAUCUGCUCUUGAUGCCGAACUGGAGAGCAGCCUGGAAUGGAUCAACCAUCCUGCCGUGUUUGGCCGCGACAGCCGCAAGGCGGUGCUUCAAGCGAUCGGAGUCAUUAGUUCCCAGAGGGCCUUUACAUCCCGGAGCCCCGUCGAGAGUCUGUGGGCGAACCGGAUCAGUGGCAUCAAGCGCCUUGCAGAGCGGAGCCGAGAGUGGCGAGAAGAGGGCGGCGGCGAGGGAGGAAUCACAGAAGAGGCUUGA
This is a messenger RNA of Trichoderma reesei QM6a, 3213 nucleotides long. RefSeq lists its product as uncharacterized. The annotation marks the transcript as partial. The record is from RefSeq and is a predicted model, not a curated record. NCBI's taxonomy places the organism in Eukaryota, Fungi, Ascomycota, Sordariomycetes, Hypocreales, Hypocreaceae. The transcript is spliced from 3 exons.